Asparagus officinalis (garden asparagus) is the source of this 878-nucleotide messenger RNA. Its product is annotated as serine/threonine-protein phosphatase 7 long form homolog. NCBI's taxonomy places the organism in Eukaryota, Viridiplantae, Streptophyta, Magnoliopsida, Asparagales, Asparagaceae. The transcript is spliced from 3 exons. Gene Ontology annotation, biological process: meristem development; meristem maintenance. The coding region runs from base 15 to 818 and encodes 267 amino acids. The record is from RefSeq and is a predicted model, not a curated record.
GGCAAGAGCUGGUUAUGAUUGAUCAUAGCCUUGGGCAUAUGCGUUGGCCGCUUGAUGAUCCUCGCAUCAUUGCCCUUGUGUCACAAGCCGGUUUUCUAAUUUGCUCACAAUUGCGAUGGAUGAAACUCGACUGGGCACUGCUUAAUGCGUUAAUGGAUAGAUGGAGGCCCGAGACUAACACUUUUCAUCUACGUGUUGGGGAGGCAACUAUUACUCUUCAGGAUGUAGCAGUGAUCCUAGGACUCCGCAUUGAUGGUCCUUGUGUCACGGGGACAGAUAGGCAUGUUUGGCGGGAUGUAUGUGAUAAUUUGUUAGGACUAUCACCGGAGUCCUUGCCUGGAGGGUAUAUUAGAUUGAAAUGGCUAAAAGAGAAUUUUGCUAACCCAUUGCCACACGAUGCAUCAGAAGUCAUGAUCCAACAACAUGCUAGAGCAUAUAUUUUGCACAUGAUCGGGACGCUUCUUUUUCCCGAUUCAAGUAAACAUAAAGUGCAUUUGAGGUGGUUACCACUUCUCGAAGACUUUGACGUGUGUGGGACAUUAUCCUGGGGUAGUGCUGUUUUAGCAUAUCUAUAUCGAGAAAUGUCAAAGGUUGCUUUAAUGCAAAAUAAAGAGCUCAAAGGCUGUUUGACAUUGUUACAAGUUUGGGCAUGGGAGAGACAGGUUUUGAAACCGCGAUUAUGCGAGAUCCGAGAGUUGGAUGGACAGAUUCCACUAGGCUGCAGAUGGAAUGUCACUAAAGCCUAUAAUGAGGUCCCGGCUAGACAGUUAGACUUUUACAGGGGGGAGCUCGACCGAAUGAAAAUUUUUCAGGUAUGAAUUUGAAUUGCAAUCGUUUAAAGCUAUCGAUAUAUUUCAAACAACAGUUAAUAUAUGGAU